Molecule: messenger RNA, 943 nt
Organism: Haplochromis burtoni (Burton's mouthbrooder)
Lineage: Eukaryota; Metazoa; Chordata; Actinopteri; Cichliformes; Cichlidae
Product: Fc receptor-like A
Biological process (GO): cell surface receptor signaling pathway
Molecular function (GO): transmembrane signaling receptor activity
Source: RefSeq, a predicted model, not a curated record
GACUUCACAAGCAGUCCCAACCAGUUUGCUGACUACAGACCAGGAUUUUAACUCAGCUACAACUCAAGAUCAGGCAAAUUGAUUCGAAGAACCUGAUAACAUGUCUGGGGACAUAAACAUAGUAACUAAUUGACAAUAAACCAGUAAGCCAGUAAACCAGUCACCAGUAAACAUCCACAACAUAAGAUGUACUGGCUGCUUUACCAAAACAUUUCUUAUAACUUUCACUGAAACCAGCUAAUUGUUUUCUAUCAUAUUUCUGAUGAAACAACACAGUUACAGGCUAAUGCAGGAGAGAAACAUCAUUUAGCUAGCGCACCCACGUUACUAGCGUUACCCAAGGAUAACCUGAAUUAACCCCCUUAUUUGGUCACGUUACUUUAAAUAAGUAUCAAUUUUACAUAAAUGUAUAUACUGCUCGUCUACCGCUCUCACCUGAAACGCAGCAAAACAGCAGUUCUGUGUUACUGAUGGUAACUGAUUACUACUUUUAUAAGGGAUUACUUUGUCAGUCACUCAUUUGUGUGAUCCGCCACUGCCACCUACUGGCGGAACUAAAUAUCGCCUUAGCAUCAAAUCAGGUGGGAGGAAAUGAGCUUUUCACUCUGUGUUAUGAUGUCAACUAUUGCCACAACAAAAGCAAAAAAAAAAAAAAAAGUGAUUGGGGGGGCACAUUAAAAGAAGUUCAUCAAAUUCUGAGACUUUUUUAACACUUAAAAUACUCAGGGUGCCACACAGCCUCUCUGUGACAACGUAGCAUACAUUACAAACCAAAUCCCUCUACUAAUCACGCUGCGUCAUUGUCACAGUUCUGUACUGAACUGUGCAAUUUUUAUCUUUUUGAAUUAUUUCCAGUUAACAAACAUCAAGCGCUGUACCAGAAUUGUUGGAAAUAUAUAACACAUACAUGUUAAAAUCAAAUAAAGCAUUUUAAAAAAUGUUA